Messenger RNA from Physella acuta, 3486 nucleotides. Its product is annotated as scaffold attachment factor B2. Lineage: Eukaryota; Metazoa; Mollusca; Gastropoda; Physidae. Gene Ontology annotation, cellular component: nucleus. The record is from RefSeq and is a predicted model, not a curated record. Gene Ontology annotation, biological process: regulation of transcription by RNA polymerase II; regulation of mRNA processing. Gene Ontology annotation, molecular function: sequence-specific DNA binding; RNA binding.
UGACAGACGACUACACAUGCAACAUGGCUUCUCAAGAGAAGAAGAAAUUAAUCGACCUUCGAGUAAUUGAUUUAAAAAGCGAAUUAGAAAAGAGAAAUCUUGACAAGACGGGUAUAAAGUCGGUAUUGCUUGAAAGACUUCAGAAGGCUAUUGAAGAGGAAGGUCAUGAUGUGAACACUUAUUUAUUUGAAACAUCUGAGAUUACUCCUAAAAAGUCAAUGCCCACUCCAUUAAAAACAAAAUCAGAAGAUGAUGAUAGUAACACUGAGAAAAAUGACGAAGAGGAAGCAAAUGAAGAUAUUUUAAUGGCAGCUGAGGGAGAUCUUGCAAAUGAAAUGGCUGGACUUGAUGGUGAUGUUAAUUCCUGUGGAAAUAACAAUCCUUUAAUUUCUGAAGAUAAACUUCUUUCUCUUGACGAGGAUGAACAACAAAGUGAUAACAACUUAGGAUCCACUGAAGUUCCCCAAGUUGAGGAGAAUGGUGGCAAAUCUUCAGAAGAAACCCAGUUAUUGGCUGAUGCUACUGAUGUUCCUGAACAGGAGGAUGCUCCUGAGGAUGUUGGAGAUGCAGCUGAGGAAUGUGACAUUGAAGGCAAUCCAGAUGAUGAAUCUGGUGAAAUGCCAGCAGAAUUCUUGGAAGGGGUAGGAGAAGAAAGUAUGCCAGAAAGCUCAAGUGUCGAUCAUGGAAAUGAGGAUUCAAAUACUGAUAUUCACAAUAUGGAAACUACUGAAGUAAAAGUGGAAUUAAAAGACAAUGUUGAAUCAAAUGCUGAUUCUUCUGUCAAUAUCACCAACACAUCAAAUGCUGUUGCUAGCUCAACAAAAACUGCAGUUGCAACAAAAUCUGAGAAAAAUGAAUCAUCUGCUGCAUCAGAAGGUGGGGAUGAAUCUUUUGUUGUACAGGUUGAUGACACCAUGUUAAAUGAAAUAGAUGCUGAUCUCUUGGACAGUCAACAUGGUGAGGGGAAAGGUACUGAAGCUGCCAGUACUCAGGAGGGAGAUGGGAAGAAAACAGGUGUAGCGCCAGGUAGUGAGCCAGAAAAUUCUGCUACAACUACCGAUAAUACAGCAAAUUCAACUGAAAAUGCUGACAUAAAGGACACCAACAAGACACCUGCAAGUAAAGAAGAAAAAGACUUGAAGACUGCAGCCAAGAGCACCUCAGUUAAAACAGUUAAGAAAGAUGAGAAAACUUCUCAAUGCAGUAGAAACCUUUGGGUUAGUGGUUUAUCAUCAAGCACAAGAGCUACAGAUCUUAAGACUCUUUUUAGCAAACAUGGAAAGGUUAUAGGUGCUAAAGUGGUAACCAAUGCCAGAUGUCCAGGCUCAAGGUGCUAUGGUUUUGUGACCAUGGGCUCUGCAGAUGAAGCUACAAAAUGCAUUAAUAAUCUUCAUCGAACAGAACUACAUGGAAGAAUGAUAUCUGUUGAAAGGGCCAAGACUGAACCACAAGGAACUAAAGCUAAAGUAUUACCACCUAGUGGAAUAAAAUCACCCACAAAAUCUCACCCUGUACGAAGAUCUGACUCAAAGUCUUUGGGUGCACGUAAAGAAGGAGACAAAAAAGACUUAACAAAAGAUCCAAGUAAAGAAGUUGAUAAAGAUAAAACAGAGGAUAAAGAGGAAAAUGCCCGUAGCACUUCACGCCAAAGAAGUAGGGAUAGAAGACAUUCCCCUCGUAGUACAAGUGCAAGGUCUGGAGAUCACCACAGGCAUUCUAGAGAGAGGUCAAGUCUUUCAGAUAGAGAAAGAAGGGAAAGAAAAGAAUUGGAUGUCUUAUCUUUUGAAAAAAUUAAGGCUGAAAGAGAACGUGAGCGAUUGCGACGCAAAGAAAUGUAUCUUCGCCAUGAAGCUCGUCGUAGGCAAUUAGAUCUAGAACAAGAACAAUAUAAGCAGCAGUUAAUUGAAAAGCGACAACGAGAAGAGGCGCUUAAAAUUGAAAGAGAGAGACGAAGGCUACGAGAAAUGCGAGAAGAAAUAGAGAGAGAGAGAAUGGAAGCAGAAAGAUUACGACUUGAAACUGAACGUCUUCAAAUUGAACGUGAACAAGAAACAUAUAGAAGAGAGCAACAAAGAGUAUUACAAGACCGCAGAGCAAUGAAGAGACCAGGCGACAGACCAAGUUUACGGGAUGAAGAAUGGCCUAGCAAACGUCCAAUGUCAGAUCGAUAUAGUUCCGGAGACAGGUUAUUGUCACUGGGUAACAGAUUUGAUCGCAAGCCAGAGCGAUUUGACAGAAGAGAUCCUAUUGAAAAAUCUGGGAGGUUUGAUGGUCGGCGAGAUGAUCGUGGAAGACAUGAAAGAUUUGAAGACAGAGAAAGGCCACCCCGUGACCGUGAGCCAAGGGAUAGAGAUUACAGCAGGCGAGCUGAUGAACAUAGACCUGCCUUCAGAGAGGAUAGGGGACCUAGAGAUGCCAGAUCAUCCAGAGAUGAUAGACCAUCUGGUAGAGAAUCAGGACGUGGGCCACCAAGACACGAGUCUCGAGACUGGAAAACAGAAAGAGAAUCAAGUCGGGGUUCUGGUGGUGGCUCAGGUGCCUGGAACGGUCCAGUGGAGCGCUCUAAAAUGGAUGGAGGGUGGACUCAAGGAUUGAGCUCUAGUGGAAUGGGCCAAAGUGAUGGAUGGGAAAGUGGGGUGGUAAUGUCACAGCCUGGAGGUAGUUUCAGCAUUCAGCAAGGUCCAAUGAUGGCAAGUGGUCUUGGUGGUGGACCGGUGUUUAUUGCUCAACCAGCAAUGUCAGGUCCACCUGUUAUGAUGCAAGGAAGUUUGACCAGACAGGGUGACAAUAGGUUUGGUAUAGCAGCUGCUACAGUCAGAAGAUUUUAGUUGUUGACACUUUUUUGUAUUAAUGGUUUUUCUGUUAAUAAUAUGCUUAACUGGUUAAUAUGUCUAUUUGAAUGUUGUUUAAUUUCAUCAUAGUUCUUUAACCAAACAUAAAAAUACAAACUUGGAAUCAUCAUUCCACUGUUUUACUUAGCUAAUGCAUUGAAUUUAUUACACUAAUAAGUACCUCACUCUAAAUUUUUAAUUGUGCACUGCAAAUCUUAAAGACUAGUGCAUGAGGAACUACUUAGUGUUCUUAACAUAAUUUGACGAAUGAAUGUAAAGAAAUGAGUAAUUGUUUUUAUUGUGUGUUCAAUAUUUUUAGUAUUCAUGUUUUACUCACAAAAGGUCAGUAUUGUAAUACUUGGUGCUUUUAUUAAUUAUUACUUUAAUCAAAUUUACCUUUGUGGUAAAACCUUACUACUAUUGGGAAAGGAAAUUUUGUUAAAAAUUAUUUUUUUUUUACUGACCUGUUUCUUUUGUUUUUUACUCAAUCAUUGGUUACAGUCUUAAGUCUUAUUUCAAAUAUUGAUUUAAAAUUAUGUUACCCUAUACUUAAUUUAAAAGGAUAAAGAUUUUUGCCCACAAAAUACUUGACCUUAUGAGAGUUCAGAUGAUUUUAAUGUAUGUACAAGAAAAUAAAUGUAUUUCUAUUGUUUAA